GAUGGCCUCCCAGCCUCACCGCGCAUCAGCUCGCUCAGUGCUCAGUGCACCCUCUGCCCAUCCAAGUGAUGAAGACCGCCAGCCGUGCCCAGCCCCGCAGCAGUCCUCCGUUGGCCCAGAUGAGGCGCUACACACCCGGGCUGUAUCCUUUCCUGUUCCCUACCGUCAUCAGCUCCCUGCCACAGCUGCCGCUGCCAUCACCUCAGAGGCUGCAGAUCCAGCAGCCAUCAAGCAGCAGCAGUACACCUUCACCUGUUGCCAUUGAAACACAGAGCACCAGUUCUGAGGAGCUCGUCCCCAGCCCACCAUCCCCGCUGCCCCCUCCCAGAGUCUACAAGCCUUGCUUCGUCUGCCAGGACAAGUCCUCUGGAUACCACUAUGGAGUCAGCGCUUGUGAGGGCUGCAAGGGGUUUUUCCGCCGCAGCAUCCAGAAGAACAUGGUGUACACAUGUCACCGGGAGAAGAACUGCAUUAUCAACAAGGUGACGAGGAACCGCUGUCAGUACUGCCGCCUGCAGAAGUGCUUUGCCGUGGGAAUGUCCAAAGAGUCUGUUCGAAAUGACCGGAAUAAGAAGAAGAAAGAGAGCCCAAAGCCGGAGCUGGCAGAGAGCUACGAGCUGACAGCAGAGCUGGAGAACAUCAUUGAAAAGAUUCGCAAGGCCCAUCAAGAAACCUUCCCCUCACUCUGCCAGCUUGGCAAAUACACCACGAACUCGAGUGCAGACCACCGUGUGAGGCUGGACCUGGGCCUGUGGGACAAAUUCAGCGAGCUGGCCACCAAGUGCAUUAUCAAGAUCGUGGAAUUUGCCAAACGAGUGCCUGGCUUCACGGGGCUGACCAUCGCAGACCAGAUCACGCUCCUGAAAGCUGCCUGCCUGGACAUUUUGAUCCUGCGCAUCUGUACGAGGUACACCCCCGAAAAGGACACCAUGACCUUCUCGGAUGGGCUGACCCUCAACCGGACGCAGAUGCACAACGCUGGCUUCGGCCCUCUCACUGAAUUGGUGUUCACUUUUGCCAACCAGCUGCUGCCCAUCGAGAUGGACGACACGGAGACAGGCCUCCUCAGCGCCAUCUGUCUCAUCUCUGGAGAUCGUCAGGACCUGGAGGAGCCCUCCAAGGUGGACCAGCUCCAGGAGCCACUGCUGGAGGCUCUGAAGAUCUACGUGAGGAAGCGCCGUCCCAGCAAACCCCACAUGUUCCCCAAAACCCUGAUGAAGAUCACCGACCUGCGCAGCAUCAGUGCUAAAGGAGCAGAACGCGUCAUCUCUCUGAAGAUGGAGAUCCCAGGUUCCAUGCCGCCACUAAUCCAGGAGAUGCUGGAGAACUCAGAGGGCCAAGACAGCCAGAGCAACGGCAACAGCACUUCAGCCGAGGCCGCGGAAGGUGAAGGUGAAGGUGAAGAUGAAGGUGAAGGUGAAGGGGAAAGGGCCAGCCCCGGCGGCAAGGACAGUCCCAAGGAGGACCCCCCUGCCCAGGAGUCGCCGGGUUCCUUUGACACAGAGGGGGCUGCAGCCACACCUCCUAGCGAAGAGCCCUAGGAGGGUGCACCCAUGGGUUCCUCUGAGACUUGCUCUGACAUUUCUUUGCACACAAAAAAAAACAGCCGGCAAGGAGUAGACCCCCCCCCCAUGCCCAACCUCUCUGCCCUGACUCUCCGACGCUUGGUAUUAUGUUAUCUUUAUAUCCUUCUUCUCCCAUUCCUCUAAAACUCCUUAAAAAGAAAACGUCAACACGGAGGCCUCAAAGGAUUACGGUUUGUGUAUAAUGCUGAACUGAGCUCUCAUUUGUAAUGGCGUCUCUGGGACUGUGACAGGAAGGGCGUGGCCCUCACAAACCGCCAGAGAUGGUACUCCUCAGGUCUCCUGUGUAACUCCUUCUCUGCAUGACAGGAGUUCGAUAAGUGGUUUUAGUCCUCUCUCUACCUUUCUCUUUCCUACUCUGUCCUCAUCUCUUUCCCUCUCUCAUGUUGUUUGCAUACGUACAUUGUACAUACCAUCGUAUGGUUAGAUCUCUGUUUCUAUGAUGAAUUUUGUGGUGCUUUUUUCAUUGUCUUAAAUAUUAUCUUUGAGGCGAUACUUCAAGGUUUGAAGAGGAACAAAUUGUAAGUCCUUCAAAACGUUAUCUAGAAUGUUAUUGCAUAUUGACAUUAUGGAAGUCUAAUAUUUUAUAUUUGUUGCUAUAUUUAAAACAGUUUUUGUCUUUUAAAACACUUUACUUGCUCACGUCUCUACAUGAACGAGUUUACAUCCACACCGCCAGAAUGCGAAGCUUCUCUCCAUAGCGACAGCCGAGUCUGGUCAUCUGUUUUCUCAAAGGAGGGAAGCACAACAGCAAAAGCCUUUGACACACACUCAUCAGAUUGACCGCGUCUGUUUAACUUUCCAGUCUCGGCAUGAACCUCAGAGACCCGAUGCACCAGAUUAGAUUUAGAAUCAGCCUGUCUAUGAAAUUAACUCAUCUGGUGGCUGUAUCUCCUCCGUAAAUCAGUUUACCUCACUGUCAAAACAAAUUGGGCAAAUCAGGUUGAUAGAUACCAGAGAUUGUUCUGCAACAGGCUGUGAUCACACAGGACACCCUAUACUUCUAGUAGACCAUGACUCCACUUUAACCAGGGUCUGUUCAGGGGUUUCACAAGUUAAAAACAAGAUGGCCCCACAGUGAUGACUGAAUGUAUGAGGAAGAUGUCUGCCUUCACAUUAUGCCACAUGCUAUUUAGAAAUCCAAUUUACUCCAGCACGUACAAUUACAGAAAAUAUCUCAAAAAAGUGAGAGAUGAUGAUGACGGAUGAUGAUUGGACUAAACGUCACAUAUCCACAUUCUCUCUUCUGCAGGCAUGUUGUGCUCCUGCUAGCAAACAGAGAAAACAUUCAUCUCUGGUCUGGUUUCAAGGAUGUCUCAUAUCUCUCUAUCAAGAUGCAAGUAGAAUGGGAUACCGUUAAAAAUGUAACAGUUGCACAAAUAGAAGUUGUCGGGUCAUCAAAGCCUCGGCUUGAAUGUCAACCUCCUGAGUGUGUAUCCACCACCAACAGCAUGAACUACCAACCAGGCUCUGCAGACACUAAUGGGCUCUGUUAUGGCCUUAUGAGCAGAGCUCCUCAAUUUAUGUUUCCUUCUCUAUCCUUUCAGAAGUGUCUUGUUUGAACCAGUGAAACACAUGGGCAAUGCAAUUCUGAUUGCUGAGCUGCGUGGGUUGAGGAAGAUUGUACAAUAAUUUAGAAAGCACAUGGUUGGGUGGAAUACCCAAAUCCACUCCACUCAUCCGCCUUAGACAUCAGACUUGACAGUGUAAGCAACAUUUAAUGAUGCAAGAGGAGAUCCCAAAUUACCCUCCACAGCCCUGAGAAAUGCAGUGGAGUAAAGCUUCUCUUCGGACAUUAGAUCCAACUGAGUACUUAAUCUCAUUGGCGGGAAGUAGGCGGCGUGGUGUAUCAGAUGAGGCAGUCCCGCUGAAAAUAAAAGAUGAUCCUAGAGAGACGUUUUUCUUCACAGCUGAGGUCGCACAUCCCAACGAACAAUGGGAACUGAACUCCAUUAUAGCCACUAAUACCCAGAUCCCUCACUACGCUGCUGUCCCUGCAGGUCGGAUCACGGCUCCAUUCAGGCUGAUACCGUGUGGUUGUUCAUGAACAGCACAGGGGACAAACUAACUGUAGCACUUAAACAUGUUCGAAACGUAGCAGUAUGAAAGCUAACGGUCCCGCACUCACAGCAGAGGGCCAAAGUUCAACCACCUAUCAAACAUAAAAGUAAGGAGAACACGGAUAUCGAAACAGCUUAGGAUUUCAGAAAAUGUGUGUUUCUUCUUCUCAGAAAUGAUGCAGUAAGUAGGACAGUUUUUCUUGUUCAUAAGUGAAGGUAAUAACCAGGAAUUUGUGCCAGCAUUUGAUUUUACCGAUGUGGAUUAGUCACAAUUUGAAUCUGAAAUUAUAGAUUUACAAAAGACGUUCACUUGUUUUUGAGCUUUCGGCCACAUAACACCCUCCCUCGUCCACAUGUAGAAUUUACUUUGUUGUCAUUUAACUAGAGACAUGGUUUCCGCUUGUUAGACUUCUCAUCCACGUCCAAGACUAAAAGGAGUAGUUACACCUUUGGUAAAUGCACUUAUUCAUUAGGAAGUUGGGAAUUUGUUAGUCUAGCAUAUAUGUUCGACCUCGGAAAAUACAGUUUAGAGGUUGAGAAAUCAGAAUUUAUUAUGUAAAGAAAAAAACAGAAAAAACAAACUCACCUCCUCUGGACAGUCAACCAUAUCGCAGGGUCUUCAACCAGUGAGCUGAGUCUAAAUUCACUCCCAUACUGCACUUUAAUUACGUUUUGCCAUUUUACUGGAGUUCCCAAAUUCUCAGUGUCAAAUUCGUGCUCUAUAUAUAGAACCUUCCAAAAUCUCAAAGUGUCUCCAUGGCACGUCCACGAAAUGUUGCCAACUGUCCCUUAGUGCAAAUCUUUUGCGUUAAAGCAAAAGUUACAGUUGUGUGACACUUACCGUGUCAGUGAGGCAAAGUGAAAGUACAUGACAGACUGAUUCUGGACACCUAUUAUAUGUGUUAGUCUGACACUGUGAUGUUUAAAGGUUUUUUUAUGACUGAGCUUUGUGGGACACGAUGAGGUGAAUUAUUAAGUUUGAUGACAUUCGGCUUCCUUAAAUACAAAUGCAAAUUCAAAAUCUGGGUCAAAACCAAAUUCUAUGUUGGCACAAGCAUACUCCAAUACCUAAUGUCCUAGACGUCUCAAAAAUAUUUGCUGGGAUGAAUAUUUGCUGAGAUAAGCACCUCACGGAACUGUUGUAGAUGAGUCAUUCUGAAAAGCGAGACCCCGGGGCAGUGAGGAGCUCUGGGUCUCAACAGCGCACAACAAAAACCCAUCUGCAUUCCAUCCCUGCCCAGAAAUACAUAUCAUAAGGGAAACCAGUGCUGUUUUAGUUUUUUUUUUGUUUGGUUUCGGCAUGUUUGAAUGUGAAUUAUGUCAUGGAGUCGGUCAGAAGAAUGAUAUGCAGUGUUAAGGAAUAAUUACUUCUAUCUCAAUGUGACAUAGGAAAUGCUCUCCCUUGAUUUUCUGUCUUCCUCUCCUGGUGAGAGAUGUAGGUAGGGCGUCAAGGUGUUCUUAAUUUUAUUUUAUUUUUUUUCCUUUUACGAAGCUGGAAAACCUUCACAGCUGAAGAAUGUCCACAUCCACCCCUUGCGUGUCUGGCGUGCCCUCGGGCGACCGGACACAGCAGGAGCCGUUAUCUGUUCCCUUAGGAAACAACUUCACAAUGCUGAAUUACAUCUUGUUUGUUUCUGUUGAAUGUUGUACCGACGUAACUGUAAUACUUUACUAUCUAGCUCACUGCAGAGAUGUUACAUAAAUGGUGUGUGCUUUGCA
This is a messenger RNA of Platichthys flesus (European flounder), 5362 nucleotides long. RefSeq names its product retinoic acid receptor beta-like. The transcript has 8 exons. Gene Ontology annotation, cellular component: nucleus; transcription regulator complex. Gene Ontology annotation, biological process: retinoic acid receptor signaling pathway; regulation of transcription by RNA polymerase II; cellular response to corticotropin-releasing hormone stimulus. NCBI's taxonomy places the organism in Eukaryota, Metazoa, Chordata, Actinopteri, Pleuronectiformes, Pleuronectidae. Bases 69 to 1541 code for a protein of 490 amino acids. Gene Ontology annotation, molecular function: nuclear receptor activity; zinc ion binding; RNA polymerase II cis-regulatory region sequence-specific DNA binding. The record is from RefSeq and is a predicted model, not a curated record.